Papaver somniferum (opium poppy) is the source of this 1008-nucleotide messenger RNA. RefSeq lists its product as uncharacterized. The record is from RefSeq and is a predicted model, not a curated record. The coding region runs from base 281 to 913 and encodes 210 amino acids. The transcript is spliced from 4 exons. NCBI's taxonomy places the organism in Eukaryota, Viridiplantae, Streptophyta, Magnoliopsida, Ranunculales, Papaveraceae.
AUGGCCAAAAAUUAACAUCGAUCAACAAACAAAAACAUUCAAAGGUUGAACCGGGGCAGUAGGCCCCGGUAAUACCUAGUAUCCCUAUAUAAAUUCUUAAACCCGCCGCCUCCCUCAGUGUUCUUGGACGAGAUAGAUAGAUAGAUAGAUACCGCCGUUUUGGUUUCAAAGGGUGGGAUAAGAAUUUUUGGGGCUUGGACCUGAUCAACUGUAGCCAUGGCAACACCGUAAAAUUCAUCAUCAAGUUAUGUAACCAGAACAAACAAGGAUUUGAAAAUUCAUGAUAUCCAUGUCCCUGCUGCAACUGCCAAUUUCUCUAUGUGUCAGCCCAAAUCUAAACAACAAAUUGAAGAAGAAGAUGAUGAUGACUUCUCUGAUAGCUCUUUAUCUGAUGCUCACCCAGAGGAGUAUCCUAUUGCUGUCACUGCUGCCACUGAUAGUGACUCUGAAUCUGAAAACAUUGAAGAAGGCGUUGACAGAACAACAACCCAGUCAGUCUUUUAUCCAAACAAGAGGAAGAGGGGUGAAACAAAUACCCGUUCAGAGGAGCGUAAGAAGGACUGAAGCUGACGAGCCUUCUACAUUCCAAACCAAGUCUAAUUUGUUAUAUAAGUAUGUACCAUGGUGUAGCAAGUCAUCUGUCGACACCCAAGGAAAGGAGAGUUGGAUAGAUUCUUGGUCUUCGGAACAUGGGAAGGAACCUGAGGAGGAUCGAAAAGGGUAUCACUAUCUAAACAUAUACGGUUUUUACAAGAAGGACACAGGAGUUGGGGGUUACGGUGUUAUUUUGCGUGAUCCAUGUGGAAAGCCAGUAGUUGCCUCUGCUUCUGUGCAACAAAAUGGAGAAUCUUAUUUCUAUCAUGUGUUGGAUGGGGUGAAGGACGGCCUUGCACUUGCUUUGCAACAUCCCUAGGAAUGACCUAAUAUCUUUUACGGUUUUUGGGACCUGUAAAGUCUUAAUAAGGUCUAUUCUGGCUUUGUCUACCUCUAUACCCUUUGAAGAGACGA